Messenger RNA from Bombina bombina (fire-bellied toad), 4427 nucleotides. It is a transcript of the gene TM7SF2, whose product is annotated as transmembrane 7 superfamily member 2. Gene Ontology annotation, cellular component: endoplasmic reticulum membrane; nuclear inner membrane. The coding region runs from base 175 to 1437 and encodes 420 amino acids. The record is from RefSeq and is a predicted model, not a curated record. Gene Ontology annotation, molecular function: oxidoreductase activity, acting on the CH-CH group of donors, NAD or NADP as acceptor. The transcript has 11 exons. Gene Ontology annotation, biological process: sterol biosynthetic process. Lineage: Eukaryota; Metazoa; Chordata; Amphibia; Anura; Bombinatoridae.
AUACGCUCGACUACCUACUCCAGCUUGCUCCUGUUUGUGUAAAGGGUCUUUUCAUAUGCAAAAGAAGGGGGAGGGGGGGUGUCUUAUUUGCCACUUGCAGUGGGCUUUCCAGCUACCUUUUCAACAGAGCCAAACUGACAGCUUCUAAGGCUCAUCCAGUGGAAAAUAAAAAAGAUGGCGGACAAGAUUAAGACCCCACGAACAAAAGAGCUGGAGUUUGGCGGGUCUUUGGGGGCCCUCGCGCUUUUGUUUGUCUUGCCUGCAACUGUGCUAUACCUGCUGCUGACCUGUAAUACAGAAGAUGCCAGCGUGCUGAGGAUUCCAGGCCCACUGCCCCCUCUGAAGUCUCUCUGGGGCCCAUUUGCAGUGACCUUGCUGCUGGGAUGGGCAUCACUACAGGCUGUGCUGUAUAUGCUGCCUAUGGGGAAGGUAACAGAGGGCAUAACAUUAAGAGAUAACACCCGUCUGAAAUACAGGAUUAAUGCAUUUCACGCCAUGAUGGUUACUGGCCUCCUGACUGUGGUUGCACUGUUUGUAGGAGUUCCCUUCUCAUAUGUUUAUGACAACUUCCUGCAGUUCGCAGUGGGUGCCGGUUUCUUGGCUUUAAUUCUUAGCGUCUUCCUCUACAUCAAGUCUCAGUUGGCUCCAGAGUCUGCACUGGCUCCUGGCGGGAACUCAGGUAACCCCCUUUAUGAUUUCUUUAUUGGACAUGAGUUAAACCCACGGAUCGGCUCCUUCGAUUUGAAGUAUUUUUGCGAGCUUCGUCCUGGUUUGAUGGGUUGGUGUCUGUUGAACUUGUGUUUCCUGAUGAAAGAGGUGGAGAUCCGGGGCUCCCCGUCGCUUUCCAUGAUCUUGGUGUUUGGAUUCCAGGCUCUGUAUGUCAUGGAUGCUCUAUGGCAUGAGGAAGCAAUCCUCACUACGAUGGAUAUCGUACACGAUGGUUUCGGCUUCAUGCUGGCUUUUGGUGACUUAUGCUGGGUCCCUUUCACCUACUCUUUACAAGGAUAUUUCUUAGUCAGUCAUCCCCAAGAGCUGGGCACAGCAGCUGCUGUCGGUAUCAUCCUUCUAAAUGCUGUGGGUUAUAUUAUUUUCCGUGGCUCCAACUCGCAAAAAAAUGCAUUUAGAAGAAAUCCUUCAGAUCCAAGCGUGGCUGGUCUUGAAACAAUCCCAACUGCAACUGGGAAACGCCUUCUCGUUUCUGGCUGGUGGGGUCUUGUUCGGCAUCCUAAUUAUCUGGGAGACUUAACAAUGGCUCUUGCCUGGUCCUUACCAUGUGGGCUCGCUCACAUCCUUCCAUACUACUACGUCAUUUAUUUCACCGUACUUCUUGUUCACCGCGAGGCAAGAGAUGAGCAUCAGUGUAUGAAGAAGUACGGCCUGGCAUGGGAGGAAUACUGCAGGAGAGUGCCCUACAGAAUAUUCCCGUAUAUAUACUGAGAGAUCUCGGAGUAUCUCCUGUACGCCGCAGUACUAAUACCCACAGCAAACAACAGUACUUCAUCUGCAUAGACAACAAAACAGAACAUCCCAGUGACACCGAAAUGUCACUGUUUUCUUUUUAUACAAAAAACCGAAGUAGUUUUUUUAAAAAUAUAUUUUAAGCUAAUAAAACGGAAUGAAAAAUGUAUAACUACUACUAAAAACAACAAUACACUUACACUACAGUUCCACCCAAUUUUAUUUUGCAGAAUUUUAUUUUCUUGCUUAUCAGGAGUAGGCUUGUGUGUGAUUGUGUAAUUUAUUUAAAGGGACAUUAAAGGGAUAUGAAAUCCCAACAAAAAAAAUGUGAUUCAGACAGAGCAUAGCAUCUUAAAAAAGCUUAGAGUAAACUUCUAUUAUCAAAUUUGCUUCAUUCCCAUGGUAUUCUUUGUUGAUGAGAUACCUAGUUAAGCGUCUGGAGCAAUACUUGGCAGGGAAUAAUGCUGCCCUCUAGUGCUUUUGCAAAACUGCUGCCAUAUAGAGCUUCAGAAAUGGGCCGGCUCCUAAGCACACGUCCCUGCUUUUCAACAAAAAAAAUUGAUAAUAGAAGUAAAUUAUAAAUUAGCUUAAAGGGACAGUGUACUCCAGAAUUUUUAUUGUUUAAAAAGAUAGAUAAUCCCUUUAUUACCCAUUCCCCAGCUUAGUAUAACUAAGUUAUAUUAAUAUACUUUUUACCUCUGUGAUUACCUUGUAUAUAAGCCUCUGCAGACUGCUCCUUAUCUCAGUUAUAUUAAUAUACUUUUUACCUCUGUGAUUACCUUGUAUAUAAGCCUCUGCAGACUGCUCCUUAUCUCAGUUAUAUUAAUAUACUUUUUACCUCUGUGAUUACCUUGUAUCUAAGCCUCUGCAGACUGCCCCCCCUUAUUUCAGUUCUUUUGUGAUUCCGAUAGAGCAUGUCAUUUUAAGCAACUUUCUAAUUUACUCCUAUUAUCAAUUUUUCAUCGUUCUCUUGGUAUCUUUAUUUGAAAAAGAAGGCAUCUAAGCUUUUUUUUUUUAGUUCAGAACUAUGGACAGUACUUUUUUAUUGGUGGAUGAAUUUAUCAGCAAGGACAACCCAGGUUGUUCACCAAAAAUGGGCCGGCAUCUAAACUUACAUUCUUGCAUUUCAAAUAAAGAUACAAAGAGAAUAAAGAAAAUUUGCUAAUAGGAGUAGAUUAGAAAGUUGCUUAAAAUGUCAUGCUCUAUCUGAAUCAUGAAAGAAAAAAAUUGGGUUCAGUGUCCCUUUAAGCCAAUCAAUGCUAACUUAAAUAGCCCCACAGGAGUGAGCACAAUGUUAUCUAUAUGACACACACAUGAAACUAACGCCCUCUAGCUGUGAAAUCUGGCAAAUGCACUGUGAUAAAAGGCGGCCUUCAAAUGCUUACAAAUUGGCUUACCUAGGUUUAUCUUUCAACUAAGAAUACCAAAAGAACAAAUCAAAUUUGAUUACAAAAAAUAAAUUAGAACCUUAAAAUUGCAUGCUCUGCCUGAACACUAAAUAAAAUAUAUAAGCACAGUAUUGAGGUUAUUCCCCGCCUCGCUCUAGUUAUGAGUGCCGCCAUGUUGAAAUCGAGUUUUCACUACAUUCCAGUGCUGCUGCUUCUUCAGGUACCUGCAGUGUAACCUAGGUUUCAAAAUGGCGGCACCCAUAGUUAGAAGGAGCAUAAAAUGUAUUUAGUGUUUAAUGUCUCUUUAAGAUCUUUAGACUUUAUAUCACGUUUCUCAAUUAUUAUUUUUUUAUACAAAAUAUGUUCAAUUAUCGUUAUGCUAAAAAUAUUGUCUUAACUGUGUUUUCACCAGAGCAGUAUAACAAAAAGAAAGGGGUUUCAGGCUCAAAAUGUGUUUAUCCUACACUUUAGGGACGAUAGUCACUUUUUUAUAUGCAUAGUGUAGAUAGGGAAAUAAGCACUGAUUUGCAAAACAUUUGAAAUUUGUACUUUUUUUUUUUUUAGCAAAAUGUGCAUGGUUUUGCAGUCCAAGAACAUACUCCUUGAAACGCCUUGAUAAUAUGUACCUAAUUUCCCUUACUGUGGCCAGAUAAAAAUAAGCUGCUUUACUUAUCGCAAUAACUGUUUAGUAUGUAGCAGGAUCAGAUUUCAGAGUCCUGCAGGAUACACUACAUAACUGCGCUGAGCUUUAGCGCCGCCAGGACGGCAUGGAGCGUCCUAGCCAUUUGGCUGUACUGAAGCCAUAGCGGCUUCCUAACUGGGAUUGCGGGCUGGAGGGCGUGUCUAGCGUCAUAGGCACUUCCCCCUGACCCAAUCCCAUCAUUGAAAACACGCGAUCGCAUGAAUGAUUGUGUGAUUUCAAUCUUUUACUUAUUUGUUUACAUUGGAACUUGGUUACGAUGUAGACAAGACCGGGCGGGAAAGGGUUAAAACUGUAUUUACAAAAGCAUUCCAUUCUAUUAUAACGUUUGACUAAUCUGAAAUGGGAUACAAUGAUGGUUACUAUACUUUACCUUUGUAUUAUGUCAUUUGUUUAUACGACAGGUUAGUGAGUCACAUUUCUGAGCUUAUUUAUUGCUAUUGUCACUGUACAAAGGUUUUAGAAAAACGUUAUAUUUCCUGGAACUGUAUUCAUAUUAAUGAGGUUAAAAUGAUAGAAUUAGAGCAUGUUAUUAUUACACGUUUGCUUGUUAAUAACUAUGUGAAGAACCUCCUGCAAAAUGGGUUAAACACACAGUUAAAGUCAGCUCCAGAACAACAAUUCAUUACUGGGAGGUAGCUGAACACAUCGGGUGAACCAACGACAGAAAAAUGUGUGUUUCCACCAAUCACCAGUUGUGUAGACUAUGUACAUAUUCUUUUUCAACAAAGGAUACCAGCAGAACAAUGUCAAUUUGAAAAAAGAUGUUAAAAGUGUCUUAAAAUUACAUGCUCUAAAUCAUGCAAGUUUAAUUUUGACUUUACUAUCCCUUUAAUAGAUUUUUCCUACUGAAUGCAAAUAAAGUUUUUUGGAAAAAUGUA